This is a messenger RNA of Lacerta agilis (Sand lizard), 1630 nucleotides long. Its product is annotated as pituitary tumor-transforming gene 1 protein-interacting protein-like. NCBI's taxonomy places the organism in Eukaryota, Metazoa, Chordata, Lepidosauria, Squamata, Lacertidae. The transcript has 7 exons. Gene Ontology annotation, cellular component: cytoplasm; nucleus. The record is from RefSeq and is a predicted model, not a curated record. The coding region runs from base 127 to 702 and encodes 191 amino acids. Gene Ontology annotation, biological process: protein import into nucleus.
CGUUGCUCGCCGUGAGGCGGCCAGUGGGAGUGCGCUUGCGCAAGAGAAGGACCGAGCUGUUCCUUAAAUCACCUGAGGAGGGGAGUGGACGGGGCCGCGCAGGCCCACCGUGAGGGGAGGAAGGUGAUGGAGCGGGAGAUGGCCGCGCGGUUUUGGCAACCGCGGCGGCGGCUCUGGGCCUUCUGCCUGCCGUGCUGCUUCUUGUUGUGGUACCGCCCAGUGACAGGGAUGGAGUCCACCGCGUCGCCUUCGCCAUCUCCCGCUACGCCAUGUGCUGCUUUUACUCAAAAGACAUGUGAAGAAUGUGUAAAAAAUACCAAAUGUCUUUGGUGCAGUGUCAAUUCCACUUGUAUGGACUAUCCUGUGAGGAAACUCAUCCCACCAUCUUCGCUGUGUAAACUUACAGACGCUCAUUGGGCAGUUUGCUGGGGCAACUUUGAGGCUAUAAUCAUCAGCAUUGCAGUUGUAGCAGGCUUCCUUCUCCUCCUUAUAGGAUGUUGCUGCUGUUACUGCUGUUGCAGACGUCGUUCUAGAGGGCGGCCGUCUGAAGAAGAAGAAAGAUUUAUCAGAGAUCGGGAAGAAAAAAGAAUGCAGUCACUUCAGCGAAAACAUGAAAGAAAAGUGAAGCAUGAUGAGAUACGGAAGAAAUAUGGUCUCCUUCAGGAUUCUGACCAUCCAUAUAGCAGAUAUGAGAAUGAAUGAAAAUGGAUGCUACUGUGUCUCCUUAAAGAUGGCAAAAAUGUGAAGUUAAUUUUCUGGUUCCAGUUUAAAUCAACAAAUAUGUGCAUAAAUGCUUAAUAGAAAAUGGUCUUUCCCCCCCUUUGUAAGCAGCAUUCUGUUUGUGUAUGUACCAUUUUUUUUCUAAUAUAGAACACAUCAGUGGUUCCUUUUCUCUCUUUCCCCCAACCCCUGUUCCUUUUCUAGACCUCUUAUUUAAUGGAAUGCAAAUUGAGUACAGAAAUAACAAUCAUGUCAUUUCCCCUAACACUCUAACCUUUAUAAAACAAAGAUAUCAUCGUCUUUUCCACAUAAUGCUAAAUAAAGACCUCCUUUAAAUCUGUGUCAAGUAAGUGUUGGCAAGUAUUUGACACUACAGACAUGUGUGGUAUCAAGUGAUGACAAAUAAUUACAGCCUAUGCCACUUCCAAGACUGUUAAUAGAAUAUGAGGGGUGUAUGUGAGAGAAUGCUGGUGUGAAAUGGCCACCUUGGGCACAGUAACCAGACCUGGAUAGCUCUUGGUGUUGCUAAGCCAAUCAGUACUUUCUUGCACUGCCCCAGCUCCUUGAAUGUGGGUACCAAAUGGAUAAAACAUAUCCUUCCCUCUGGCUUUUCAAUAAUCUCUAUCUUUAUCUCACUCUUACACAUAAACACACACACCAGUUGACUUGCAGUGGCACACAUUCUCUCCCAAUAACUUGUUGCUCCAUUUGGGCCUUCACUGCAGUUUGAGCAGACAGCUCCAUUGCCACUUAGGGAGAUAAGUGCCCUGCUUAGGUGUUGGGAGAGGGUUCUGAUUUGUGACCAUUAUAGACCAACAUUUGAAUGACAAUGGAUAUUCAACAAUACCUGAUAGCCUUGUUCAAUUUUUCUACAACAUGUAGAAAGCGAAUAAAUUUUUCUAAUGUAUAA